Molecule: messenger RNA, 921 nt
Organism: Lachancea lanzarotensis
Lineage: Eukaryota; Fungi; Ascomycota; Saccharomycetes; Saccharomycetales; Saccharomycetaceae
Product: LALA0S06e07140g1_1
Exons: 1
Coding region: 1-921 (306 amino acids)
Source: RefSeq, a predicted model, not a curated record
AUGUUGAAGUAUACAGACGUUGACUUUCGUAGAUUAACAGGCUUUCAUAAGAAUCAGUUGACACAAAUCGCGAAAGCGUUAAAAAUACCCCAAAACGUUUCCAACUUCGCGUUGGCACCUGAUGAGUCCUUUUUCAUUUUCCUCGUUCGUCUUCGCAAUGGCUACACUUAUAGCGUUCUUGCAAAACUUUGCAAUCGAGAGAUAUCUACUAUUUCCAGAGUGGUCUCAUUUCUCACUUGCUAUCUUUAUCAUAUCAUAAUGCCGAAAUUAAUUGUCACUAGCGCGACUCGGCUACCAGAGCGAUUGAGAGACAUAGAUAGGGCGCUUAUAGAGGAUGACAGAUCAAUUGAAGGCUCAAAUGUCGUCGCUUUCAUUGAUGGUUUUCAUGUAAAAAUUGGUCGGUCUCAUAGCCACGCCCGGCAUGGAAGUGGAAUUGCACAAAACGCUAUUGACAAUGUGCAUAAGAAAACUAUUCUUUUGAGGUAUCAGGCAGUAACGACGCCCGAUGGGCUUUGCAUUGAUCUUUCAGUCUCUUUGGCAGCAAGUCAGAAUGACCCAUUCAUGCUGUACAGAGUGUAUGGGGAUCCUGCGUACAGAAGCUCUAACGUUUUGGUAGUUGGAUUCGAAGGCCAAAUGCUGACACCAGACGAAGAAACGCAAAACAAAACUAUGUCAGCAUCUCGGGUUUCGACUGAGUGGUUCUUUGCAGCAGUGAAAAACAAUUUCCGGAUCUUCAAUGACAACGGUGUUCUGAAGGUAGGUGGUGUGAGGGGAUGUGGGGCUUACUUUCCUAUAGCGAUAUUUCUAACAAAUAUUAAGCACUGUUUGGAGGGCUCACAGGCUUCGAAUUACUUCCAAGUCGACCCCCCCCCCAACAAUGGACGAAUACAUGAAUGGAAUGAAGUUUCCCGAAUUCUUUGA